UGAGGUUCGUGAUCUUGAUGUAGAUCUGCAGUCUGAAGCCUAAUAUAUGUUUCUAUUUAAAUCCCACAGAAGGUAAGUGAUCUGUGAUCUGUGGUGUUAGAGGCGCAUCUGCGCGUUUGUGGCUCCAGGGUCACACCUUCUGCAGACAGCUGCGCAGCAGGAUGUACGGCGCUUCCCUACGGGCUGUGGGAGCUGCUCUCCGACCACAAGGAUAAGUGAGACAAAUUAGAAAAAGUGAGCAGCUAUAAGACUACUUCAAUAUCUUUAAUUGAGAGGAGACUUGACAGCUUUCAUAGGCUGUAAGUGUAAGCUCCUCCACUGGGCAUGCUCAAUCUGGUUUGAAACAGGAGCAGAGAGGCUCGGUGUGAAUAACAGGCAGUUUGGGCGUUUUUUUGAGGAGGCUCAUCGCCCUCUUCAUCCUCGAUUCUCCUUAUUUGGUCUGGUGUACAGAUCUGAGAAGAGGACCGUUCUCCCUUUGAUCUGACUGGGAUAUUUUUCAUCCUGAUCAUGCAUGAAUGACAGCGGUGAAGAUCUGCGCUCUGAUCUUAUCUGCUGAGACAAAGAGCGGCGGUGUGUAGCGGUGGCGUCGCCCAAAGAGCGCGGAGAGGGAGCGGGCUGAGCUGAGCGUGAAGGAGGUGAGUCUGGAGGCAGCUCCGCGUCUCCAUCAGACGCUGUCCGCUCAGCACCACCGCAGUCACCUUGCUGUGAAAGUCACGAACAACAGGCGACCUGCUGGAUUCAAUGACCCGAUCUGGAAACUGUUGUUGUUUGUGUUUUGUUUUUUUAUACGUGCACAUCUCUGAUCUGGGAGCAAUCUGACGUCCAUUCCUAAUGUGAUUCCAUUGGCUGCACUCAUUCUGUAUGUCGAUUCUAUACCUUCAGCAGAGCCUGGCAAUGUUAACAGUUUAAAAUCAGCCAGGUGCAUGUCAGGUGCUGGUAAGGAAUACACGGUAAUAGAGGGAAUACAUGUCAAACAACCCUGAUUUCCUCCCAACUGGCGACUGGUUGCUUUGUGCGUAAUUGCUGUGCGCCGUUAUAAAGGUACAUCUAGACUGACCUUUGCAAUGAGGGGAACUUAGUGGAGAAAUGCCUAAGGGACGAGAUGGGCCUGAGCGACGACAAGGAUCGCAUUGUGAUAAACGUAGGAGGGAUCAGACAUCAGACAUACCGCAGUACCCUGCGCACCCUACCUGGAACCCGCUUGUCCUGGCUGGCCGAGCCUGAUGCGCCCAACCACUUCGACUAUGACGCCAAGAUCGAGGAGUUCUUCUUCGACCGCCACCCGGGCGUUUUUGCACACAUCCUUAAUUACUACAGGACGGGUAAACUGCACUGCCCAGCCGACGUCUGCGGGCCGCUGUAUGAGGAGGAGCUGGCCUUCUGGGGCAUCGAUGAGACAGACGUGGAGCCAUGCUGCUGGAUGACCUAUCGACAGCACCGGGAGGCAGAGGAGGCCCUUGAUAGUUUCGGCGGAGGGGGUCUGUUAGACCUGGGGAGCGAGGAUCCGGAGCCAGAGCCGGAGCAUGAGGAUGAUGAUGAGAUGACGAGGAGGCUGGCGCAGGGGGAUUCACCUGAUGUGAGGAGUGGCAGCCUGUGGAGCCGCUGGCAGAAACGGGUCUGGGCUCUGUUCGAGGAUCCAUACUCUUCAAAAUAUGCCAGGUGGAUCGCUCUGGCCUCGCUUUUCUUCAUUCUGGUGUCUAUCACCACCUUCUGCCUGGAGACCCACGAAGCCUUCAACCCGAUUGUGAACCGCACCGAGACAGAAGUGCUGGACAAUGAAACGGUGGUGAGCACAUACCAGGAGACAGAGACGGCGGCCUACCUCACCUACAUCGAGGGUGUCUGCGUUGUGUGGUUCACUUUUGAGUUUCUGAUGCGAAUAACUUUCUGUCCUAACAAAUUUGACUUCAUUCGGAACGCGCUCAACAUCAUCGACUUUGUGGCCAUCCUGCCCUUCUACCUGGAGGUAAGCCUCAGCGGGCUGUCCUCCAAGGCAGCGAAAGACGUGCUGGGAUUCCUGAGAGUUGUCCGCUUUGUGCGGAUCCUGCGUAUCUUCAAGCUAACCCGUCACUUCGUGGGGCUGCGAGUUCUGGGUCACACUCUGAGGGCCAGCACCAACGAGUUCCUCCUCCUCAUUAUUUUCCUUGCUCUUGGCGUCCUCAUCUUUGCCACAAUGAUCUACUACGCAGAACGCAUUGGAGCCGACCCCAACGACCCGAGAGCCAGUGAGCAUACACAGUUCAAGAACAUCCCAAUUGGAUUCUGGUGGGCGGUGGUGACGAUGACGACCCUCGGCUACGGAGACAUGUACCCUCAGACGACCUUUGGCAUGCUGGUUGGAGCCCUGUGUGCCCUGGCAGGUGUGCUGACCAUCGCCAUGCCAGUACCAGUAAUUGUCAACAACUUUGGAAUGUACUACUCCCUGGCAAUGGCUAAACAGAAACUACCAAAGAAAAAAAACAGGCAUAUCCCCAGAGCGCCCCAACCAGGCUCCCCUAACUAUUGUAAGUCCAGCAUCAGCUCCCAGCAUCCAAGCCCUAUACCCCACGAUGAUGUGUUUGAGAUCAAAUUUCAAGAUUCCAAGCUGAACGGCGAAGCGGCUAACGCAGCACUGGCCAACGAAGACUGCCCGCACAUAGACCAGGCCAUUUCUCCGGAGGAGAUCUUCAGCCCCAGCGAGCGAGAGCGGCCCUGCUUCUUGGUCACCACGGCUGAACACCCCAACCACACGGGGGGCAGAGUGAGGAGGGGUUAUGAAAAGCCUUGGAGCCUUAACAGCAUGUCUGGCAUGAGCGGGGAUGCCUCUGGAGUGUCCUCAGUGUCCGCCCUGCCCUGCAGCCCACCCUGUCUAAUGCAGCACUCACAUUCUCCCAUCCCAUCCAUUAUGUAGCAUGGUUGCGUAGCAGACACAAUGCCAUUGGAAGGCCAGUCCACAAUUCUCCUUCUUAUCUCUCCUGUCAGACUUUGCUUUGACACUUUUUGCCUUCGCUCCUGAUUUUGUUUUCUUCUCAUUUUUGUUUGUUUUGGUUUUUCUUUUCCCUGGAACAAUGUAUCUUAACUGUGCUUAAACUUAAACUUCCCAAGUGAUACACUUGGGUGUGUCAUCAUAUCCUAAAGUAGUCAACAUUGGCACAUGCCACUCUGCAUGGGUCACCUGAGCUGCAGACGAAGCACUGUUCUACUGCAGGCUAACUCCUCUUUUUUUUCCUGUGUUGACAUCAUUGCCUGUUGCUCUGUUGCUUUUGAUCUCUCAUACUCUUCUGCUAAUAAGUUUGAUCUCAUUUGCUUUUUUUUGUUGUUGUUGAAUUUUGUAAAAAUAUAUAUAUUUUUUUCAUGAGAUGUAACCUCUGUUGAUAGUGUGCUGGAAAUUAACUCAUUGCUUUGAAACAUAUCCAAAAGCUGUUAAGGCAACUGUCAAGUGCUUUGUGUGUUGCAAAGUAGAGACGUUUUCAUGCAGAAGUGCAAUCCAGACAAGACUCCAUGUUAACUGAGUGGCCAUUAAAAAUAUACAUAUUUGAACGCAAUGUUCACAAUGUCCAAUGCAAUAUGGAGAUUAUGACAAUUCCUUUGAUGCCAGUGAUGGAUACAUUUAAUUUCAACAGAACUGAAACUGUUAAUUUGCAUGGACUGCAUGAUAAAUCAUGUUCAACCAGAAGCUAAUUGUAAUGCAGUAACUGUAAGAAAAAAAAAGAAUUUAAAAGCUUCCUAAGCUUCGUCAUUCUUAUGCAUUUCAAGACAGCUUUACAAGAGACUCAGUCAUAGCAGAGAUUUUUAUGUAGCCACCAUUCUUUGCCUUUCCCCAACUUUAUACAUUUAUUUUCCUUCUCAUUUGACCGGGGUCUCUAGCUAACACAGAGUUGUCUAACUUGAACAAAUUUGUCACAAAGCCAACAAAUGCUAUUUUAUAUGACAGUGUUUACUGGUAGUUUAGGGUUUUUAAACUCUGUAAAUACUCUUUAGCAACUUCUGCUACUGCUGUGCUGCUUGACCUGAUGCAGGACUCAUGAGAUAAACGGGCGCACCUCAAUAAAUUAAAUAGUUAUUUAUUUUAUUAACUGAAGCCAAAAAGUGAAACUCAUAUUAUAUAGACUAAUUGCAUCCAGAUGCAUAUAUUUCAAGCAUUUAUUUCUGGAAAAAAGACCAAUAAAAAAGAAAAUGUGAAGAAUGAGCCAUGUUUUGUCCUUCAUAAUUAUAAGGACUGCUUACAAGACAGUUGUCCAGUAGACAGACAUGUCGGGCAAAUAAGCCGACAGAGGUCUAACAAAAAAACUGGAUCUUCACAGAAGGUUGUGUAUUAGAAAAGUUGAAAGAAAAGAAAAUCUGUUUUCUUAAAUACCCAUUUAAAAGGGAUAUUUACAACAGACAGGGAUGACAGGGACGUGAAGUUUCAACAGACAGGGAUGACAGGGACGUAAAGUUUCAACAGACAGGGAUGAUUUGGGAGCCAUGUCAUCUGCUGGCUUUUAUAGAGUCCAAAGUGAGAGUAUUUUUCUACCAGGAACUUUUAGAGCCUCAUGCUACCUUCAGCUGACAAGCUUUAAAGAAGUGCAGAUUAAAUUUUCCGGCAGGACGUGGCACCUGUGGUGCUGGAUCUGUCAGAAAAUUCACUAGAUCUAAAUCUCACAAAGCAAAUCUUUUGCAAUUCCGGCCUAAAUUAAAUAUUGGGUUAUAUUUACCUGCUCGGCAAUAAAUUAAACAUUCGAUAUCCUAAUUUAAUGAACAAAUUAGUUUGAAUUUUAUAGAAAGUGAUCUGUUAAGCAUUGCAAUCCUAAAACAUAAGGAUCUUGCACAUUUUUGUCACAAAACAAAGUCAUUCAAUGUCACAAUUUGUGGUGUAAUAAAAAUAUUUUCGUCUAUUCUUAACAAUCAGAGCAUGAUAUGGGUCACUACUUUUGUAUUUGGUAAAAUACAUGGACGGUUUUUGAGUGAAGGCUGUUGGGGUUAGUUAUAGUGGUGAAUAAUACCAAUAAGAACCUACAGUGUAUUGGUGAGAGACACCUGGCCCAAUAUGCUACUAAAGCCAUCCUGGUUUCCUUAUUACCUCAGCAGUGGGUCGCCUCCAUGCCCCAAUGCGUUGAUGCAAACGUUCCUGCAAAAGGAACCAAAGUGUUAAGUGAGUAUUUUCACUAGACAGUUAUAAAAAUAAUUUUUUUUAUUGGUCUUUUUUGAUAUUCAGAUUUUCUAACAAACUUAAGCUUAGUUUUUUUAAUAGAUAUAAAUUGUAUUUCAUUAAAAGGACAUUAAAUAAAUGCUUUUAAAGAUAUAGUUCUGUGUGUAAUUAAUAUAUACAUACUGUAUAUUUCACUUUUUAAUUAAAUUUCUUAGAAGUAUUUAUUAAGAUGUGCCUGUAAAACAAUGGUGUUUUCAUAUCAAGUAAAGCAGAGAGAAAGUCAGUAAAAAUUGACAUCUUAUUAAACAAAUGUUCCCAGUGUAGCAUCAUUAUGCCACUUUAUUUCCUAAAUAGGCACUUUUAGCUCCACCCCGAUACUCUUAAUCAAAUUAAUGUCCUCUUUGGUUAUUGUUGUUACACACCAGUGAUAUUACAAUUUAACAUUCAGCACCAAGCAAAAGAAGAUAAGCUGGAAAAAGAGAUGAAGGAAAAAAUGAUUUUAUACUUCUCAUAUCUUGUUGUAUAUUAAAGCACAAAAAUAAAAGGGGACCAAGCAACUCUACAGAGCCAAAAUGUCUCAAGUUACAAUCAGAUAUCACAAGGAAUCCUGCUGUGUGUUUGUCUACUGAUCAAUACUCCUACAUGUAUUGAUACCGUCCCAACAUUUAUGCACAAGUCUUUUCAGGGCACUUUAUUAAAUUCUAUGUAGAGCAAUCAGUAAUGUUUAUUUCUGUAAGAAAAAAGAAGCUAAGGUAAUUGUAAGAAGUCAUCCAACUUUUGUUUCUAUUCUGAAUUGAGCAUUGUUUCACAUUUCGAGUCAUGUCUCUUGUGGUAAUUGAUGAACGUUCUAUGCUUAAAAAAAAUAUUUGUGUAGAUUUGAUGUGAAGAGAUGCAGGUGAAUUUUAUGGUCAUGCAAUUCAAAUGCAGGGUAGGGGGAAACAUGAUGUGGGU
Messenger RNA from Xiphophorus couchianus (Monterrey platyfish), 6061 nucleotides. RefSeq names its product potassium voltage-gated channel, Shaw-related subfamily, member 1b (gene kcnc1b). Gene Ontology annotation, biological process: protein homooligomerization; action potential; potassium ion transmembrane transport. The record is from RefSeq and is a predicted model, not a curated record. Gene Ontology annotation, molecular function: delayed rectifier potassium channel activity; protein binding. Gene Ontology annotation, cellular component: neuronal cell body membrane; axon terminus; voltage-gated potassium channel complex. NCBI's taxonomy places the organism in Eukaryota, Metazoa, Chordata, Actinopteri, Cyprinodontiformes, Poeciliidae. The transcript is spliced from 4 exons. The coding region runs from base 1103 to 2890 and encodes 595 amino acids.